This is a messenger RNA of Pipistrellus nathusii (Nathusius's pipistrelle), 5649 nucleotides long. The record is from the annotation of a GenBank genome assembly. Lineage: Eukaryota; Metazoa; Chordata; Mammalia; Chiroptera; Vespertilionidae.
AUGACCCGGCUGGGCUGGUGCUUCUCCUGCGUGAUCGGAUGGGGCAAGUACCUCUUCUCCUGCCUCCUGCCGCUGCGCCUCUGCCUCCGCAGCCCGCCAGAGGACCUGGAGGCCCCCAAGAGCCACCACUUCAAGGUGAAGACCUUCAAGAAAGUGAAGCCCUGCGGCGUCUGCCGGCAGGUCAUCACCCGGGAGGGCUGCACCUGCAAAGUCUGCAGCUUCUCCUGUCAUCGGAAAUGCCAGGCCAAGGUGGCUGCCCCCUGCAUUCCUCCAUCCAACCAUGAACUGGUGCCUGUCCAUGCGGAGAGUGCACCGAAGAAUGUAGUGGACACGGGAGAAGGAACCUUCCGUGGUGGGAACACUCGGAAAAGCCUUGAGGAAGACGGCUCCGCCAGAGUCAGCCCGAGUGUCCAGCCUCACCCGCAGCCCGUCAGUCUUCCCAGAAGCAUGAGUGUGAGCCAGGCCAUGGAGGACAGCUGCGAGCUGGACCUGGUAUACGUCACCGAGAGGAUCAUCGCCGUCUCCUUCCCCAGCACCGCCAACGAGGAGCACUUCCGGAGCAACCUCCGCGAGGUGGCCCAGAUGCUCAAGUCCAAACACGGAGGCAACUACCUGCUCUUCAACCUCUCUGAGCGGAGGCCCGACAUCACGAAGCUCCACGCCAAGGUACUGGAAUUUGGCUGGCCUGACCUCCACACCCCAGCCCUGGAGAAGAUCUGCAGCGUCUGCAAGGCCAUGGACACUUGGCUCAACGCAGAUCCCCACAAUGUCGUCGUCCUACACAACAAGGGAAACCGAGGCAGGAUAGGAGUGGUCAUUGCCGCGUACAUGCACUACAGCAACAUUUCGGCCAGCGCGGACCAGGCACUGGACCGGUUUGCCAUGAAGCGGUUCUAUGAGGACAAGAUUGUACCGAUUGGCCAGCCAUCCCAGAGAAGGUACGUGCACUACUUCAGCGGCCUGCUCUCCGGCACCAUCAAAAUGAAUAACAAGCCCUUGUUUCUGCACCACGUGAUCAUGCACGGCAUCCCCAACUUCGAGUCUAAAGGAGGGUGUCGGCCAUUUCUCCGGAUCUACCAGGCCAUGCAGCCUGUUUACACAUCUGGCAUCUACAACGUCCAAGGAGACAGCCAGACCAGCAUCUGCAUCACCAUCGAGCCUGGGCUGCUCUUGAAGGGAGACAUCUUGCUGAAGUGCUACCACAAGAAGUUCCGGAGCCCGGCCCGGGACGUCAUCUUCCGCGUGCAGUUCCACACCUGCGCCGUCCACGACCUGGGCGUGGUCUUUGGGAAGGAGGACCUGGAUGACGCCUUCAAAGAUGAUCGGUUUCCAGAAUACGGCAAGGUGGAAUUUGUAUUUUCUUAUGGGCCAGAGAAAAUUCAAGGCAUGGAGCACCUGGAGAACGGGCCGAGCGUGUCCGUGGAUUACAACACCUCCGACCCCCUCAUCCGCUGGGAUUCCUACGACCACUUGAAUGGGCAUCGCGAGGACGGCAUGGAGGAGGUGGUGGGACACACGCAGGGGCCCCUGGACGGGAGCCUGUAUGCCAAGGUGAAGAGGAAAGACUCCCUGAAUGGCAGCACCGGGGCCGUCAGUGCCACGCGCCCUGCCCUGUCGGCCACUCCCAACCACGUGGAGCACACCCUGUCCGUGAGCAGCGACUCUGGCAACUCCACCGCCUCCACCAAGACAGACAAGACCGAUGAGCCUGCCCUCGGCCCUGCCGGUGCCCCUGUUGCCCUGAGUCCCGAGGAGAAGCGCGAGCUGGAGCGCCUGCUCAGCGGCUUCGGCUUAGAACGAGAGAAGCCGGGCGCUAUGUACCACGCCCAACACCUCCGGUCCCGCCUGGCGGGGGGCCCUGCCCUGCCCUCUGCUGGCCGCCAUGUCGUCCCGGCCCAGGUCCACGUCAACGGUGGGGCGUUGACAUCUGAGCGGGAGACGGACAUUCUGGAUGAUGAACUGCCCAACCAGGACGGGCACAGCGUGGGCAGCAUGGGCACACUGUCCUCCCUGGAUGGCAUCACCAACACCAGCGAGGGGGGCUACCCGGAGGCGCUGUCCCCCUUGACCAAUGGCCUGGACAAGCCCUACGCCAUGGAGCCGAUGGUGAAUGGUGGGGGCUACCCCUAUGAGUCUGCCAGCCGGGCAGUGCCUACCCAUGCGGGCCACGUGGCUCCCAUGCGGCCCUCCUACUCUGCGCAGGAGGGCUUAGCUGGCUACCAGCGGGAGGGCCCCCACCCCACCUGGGCACAGCAAGUGGCCACCUCCCACUAUGGCCACGACCCCAGCAGUAUGUUCCGCUCUCAGUCCUUCCCGGACACGGAGCCCCAGCUGCCCCCAGCACCAGCCCGGGGGGGAAGCAGUCGGGAGGCUGUGCAGAGGGGCCUCAAUUCCUGGCAGCAACAGCAGCAGCAGCAGCAGCCUCACCUGCCUCCUCGCCAGCAGGAAAGAGCCCACUUGGAGAGUGUCCGGCCCAGCAGGCCCGGCCCCCAGCCACUGGCAGAGACGCCCACGCCUGGCCUCCCUGAGUUCCCGAGGGCAGCCUCGCAGCAGGAGAUCGAGCAGUCCAUCGAAGCCCUCAACAUGCUGAUGCUGGACCUCGAGCCAUCCUCGGCUGCCGCCCCGCUGCACAAAUCCCAGAGUGUCCCUGGGGCCUGGCCUGGGGCUUCCCCACUCUCUUCUCAGCCUCUUUCCGGCUCCUCCUACCAGACCCAUCCGCUGACCCAGUCCAGAUCUGGCUACAUCCCCAGUGGGCAUUCCUUGGGAACCCCUGAGCCAGCCCCACGGGCCUCCCUGGAGCCCGUCCCUCAGGGCAGGUCUUACUCACCUUAUGACUAUCAGGCUGGACCCAACCAGAGCUACCGUCCAAAGAGCCCAGCUGCCUCCUCUUCCUUGCCUGCUUUCCUUCCAAGCAACCACAGCCCUCCAGGGCCUCAGCAGCCCCCCGCCUCUCUCCCUGGCCUCACCGCUCAGCCUCAGCUCCCACCAAAGGAGGCCACUUCAGACCCAUCCCGAACUCCGGAGGAGGAGCCCUUGAACCUGGAGGGGCUGGUGGCCCACAGGGUAGCAGGGGUCCAGGCUCGGGAGAAGCAGCAGCCUGCAGAGCCCCCAGCCCUUCUCCGGAGGCGGGCAGCCAGCGAUGGACAGUAUGAGAACCAGUCUCCAGAACCCUCCUCCCCCCGGAGUCCUGGGGUGCGCUCCCCAGUCCAGUGCGUGUCCCCAGAGCUGGCUCUCACGAUUGCUCUCAAUCCUGGAGGGCGGCCCAAAGAGCCCCACUUGCACAGCUACAAAGAGGCCUUCGAGGAGAUGGAAGGAACCGCUCCGUCCAGCCCACCGCCCAGUGGGGUGCGCUCCCCUCCAGGUCUGGCCAAGACACCCCUGUCUGCUCUGGGCCUGAAACCCCACAACCCGGCAGAGAUCCUGUUGCACCCCAAGGGCGAGCCCCGGAGCUACGUCGAGUCAGUGGUGCGGACGGCGGUGGCCGGGCCCCGACCUCAGGACCCUGAGCCCAAGAGCUUCAGCGCCCCGGCCUACGGCCAUGACACACCCCUGAGGAACGGGACCCUGGGCGGCUCCUUUGUCUCCCCGAGCCCCCUCUCCACCAGCAGCCCCAUCCUCAGCGCCGACAGCACUUCGGUGGGGAGCUUCCCAUCGGCGGAGAGCAGUGACCAGGGCCCCCGGACGCCCACCCAGCCUCUGCUGGAUUCUGGCUUCCGCUCCGGCAGCCUGGGCCAGCCCAGCCCUUCUGCUCAGAGGAGCUACCAGAGUUCCUCUCCUCUCCCGGCUGUGGGCAGCAGCUACAGCAGCCCCGACUACUCACUCCAGCAGUUCGGCUCCCCGGAGAGCCAGGCCCGGCCUCAGUUCAACGCGUCCGGUGUCCACGCCGUCCCCGGGAGCCCUCAGGCACGCCACAGGACAGUGGGCACCAACACUCCCUCCAGUCCCGGCUUUGGCCGCCGAGCUGUCAACCCCAGCAUGGCUGCCCCCGGCAGCCCCAGUGUGAGCCACCGCCAGGUGAUGGGCCCACCAGCAACCGGUUUCCAUGGUAACGCAGUCUCCAGCCCCCAGGGCAGCGCAGUGACCACUCCAGGAAGCCCCAGCCUGGGCCGGCACCCUGGGGCCCACCAGGCCUCAGGCCUCCAUGGCGGUGUGGCUGUCACUCCAGGGAGCCCCAGCCGCAGCCAGCAGCCGGGGGCCCACCAAGCCUCAGGCCUCCCAGGCAGCGUGGCCACCACUCCAGGGAGCCCCAGUCUGGGUCGGCAUCCUGGGGCCCACCAGGGCAACUUGGCCUCCAGUCUACACAGCAACGCAAUGUCCAGCCCCGGAAGCCCCAGCCUGGGCCGUCAUCUCGGAGCAUCUGGAUCCAUGGUUCCUGGCAGCCCCAGCCUAGAUCGGCACGUGGCCUACGGUGGCUACUCCACUCCUGAGGACCGGAGACCCACACUGUCCCGGCAGAGCAGUGCCUCUGGCUACCAGGCUCCUUCCACGCCCUCCUUCCCCGUGUCUCCUGCCUACUACCCGGGCCUGAGCAGCCCCGCCACCUCCCCUUCACCAGAUUCGGCAGCCUUCCGGCAAGGGAGCCCGACGCCAGCCCUGCCAGAGAAGUGGAGGAUGUCCAUGGGAGACCGAGUGGGCAGCCUCCCCAACUAUGCCACCAUCAACGGGAAGGUGUCAUCCUCGCCUGUCGCCAGCGGCAUGUCCAGUCCCAGCGGGGGCAGCACUGUCUCCUUCUCACACACUCUGCCCGACUUCUCCAAGUACUCCAUGCCAGACAACAGCCCAGAGACCCGGGCUAAAGUGAAAUUUGUCCAGGACACUUCCAAGUAUUGGUACAAACCCGAGAUCUCCAGAGAGCAGGCCAUCGCUCUCCUGAAGGACCAGGAGCCGGGAGCCUUCAUCAUCCGGGACAGCCACUCCUUCCGAGGAGCCUACGGGCUGGCCAUGAAGGUGUCUUCUCCCCCUCCGACCAUCAUGCAGCAGAACAAGAAAGGGGACAUGACCCAUGAGCUGGUGAGACAUUUCCUGAUCGAGACUGGUCCCCGAGGAGUCAAGCUCAAGGGCUGCCCCAACGAGCCAAACUUCGGAUCUCUCUCUGCCCUGGUCUACCAGCACUCCAUUAUCCCGCUGGCCCUGCCCUGUAAGCUGGUCAUUCCAAACCGAGAUCCCACAGAUGACUCGAAAGAUAGCUCGGGCACUGCCAACUCAACCACAGACCUGCUAAAGCAAGGAGCAGCCUGCAACGUGCUCUUCGUCAACUCUGUGGACAUGGAGUCGCUCACUGGGCCCCAGGCCAUCUCCAAAGCCAUUUCUGAGACACUGGCUGCUGACCCCACACCAGCUGCCACCAUCGUUCACUUCAAAGUGUCUGCCCAAGGAAUCACACUCACUGACAACCAGAGAAAGCUCUUCUUCAGACGACACUACCCUCUCAACACCGUCACCUUCUGUGACCUGGAUCCACAGGAGAGAAAGUGGAUGAAGACGGAGGGAGGUGCCCCUGCUAAGCUCUUCGGCUUCGUGGCCCGGAAGCAGGGCAGCACCACGGACAACGCCUGCCACCUCUUCGCUGAGCUCGACCCCAACCAGCCCGCCUCCGCCAUUGUCAACUUCGUCUCCAAGGUCAUGCUGAGUGCGGGCCAGAAGAGAUGA